Messenger RNA from Vitis riparia (riverbank grape), 1859 nucleotides. RefSeq lists its product as uncharacterized. Lineage: Eukaryota; Viridiplantae; Streptophyta; Magnoliopsida; Vitales; Vitaceae. The record is from RefSeq and is a predicted model, not a curated record. The transcript has 13 exons. Bases 41 to 1561 code for a protein of 506 amino acids. Gene Ontology annotation, cellular component: cytoplasm. Gene Ontology annotation, molecular function: carboxylic ester hydrolase activity; palmitoyl-(protein) hydrolase activity. Gene Ontology annotation, biological process: protein depalmitoylation.
CACAGUUUCCUGAUCAGUUCCAGCCAUACUCAUAGUCUCCAUGGCUCGAAGCUUUGUUCUAUGGCUUCAUGGGUUGGAUGACUCUGGCCCUGCCAACGAACACAUCAAAGCCCUCUUCACUUCAUCUGAGUUCAGAAACACUGUCUGGUCCUUCCCUUCUGCUCCUUCCAUCCCAGUCACCUGCAAUAAUGGUGCCAUCACACCUUCAUGGUUUGACAUUCAUGAGAUACCUGUGACAACUGAUUCUACUAAAGAUGAAAAUGGCGUGCUCAAAGCAGUUAAGCAUGUGCAUGCAAUGCUAGACAAGGAGCUUGCUGCAGGCACAAAUCCUAAUAAUGUAUUUGUAUGUGGAGAGAGUCAAGGAGGUGCUUUGACCUUAGCAAGUGUUUUGCUAUACCCAAUAACUCUAGGAGGAGGUGCAAUCUUUAGUGGAUGGGUUCCUUUUAAUUCGUCUAUAAUAGAACAAAUCCCACCAGGGUCAAAGAAGACGCCCAUUCUGUGGUUGCAUGGUAUGGCUGACAGAACAGUAUUGUUUGAAACCGGACAAGCAGGUCAGCAUUUCCUUGAAGAAGCUGGUGUAAGUUGCGAGUUUAAGUCUUAUCCUGAUCUUGGCCAUUCGAUAAGCAAUGAGGGGUUGCAAGACCUAGAGUCAUGGAUCAUCACUCAUCUUCAGAGGUCUUUGUACUGGAUUGAUUUGUUUGCAUCUGAAAGGCUGAUUGCGUGGACCUGUGAUAGAUACUGUAUUGCUUUGAUUUCAUCAUCCUAUACAUUUAGAUGCAGCCACCAUGGAAGAACAGCGAUGGACGUUAUAACAGUGUCAACAAAGCCAAUAGCUCUCCUUACAAUCACCUUAGGUAGCACCAUUUUCUUCAUACUUCUCCUCCAGCCGCAUAAAUUUUCUCCAAAGCCAGACUCCAUGGCUCGAAGCUUUGUUUUGUGGCUUCAUGGGUUGGGUGACUCAGGCCCUGCCAAUGAACCCAUCAAGACCCUCUUCACUUCCCCUGAGUUCAGAAACACUAUAUGGAAAUUCCCUUCUGCUCCUUCAAACCCAGUCACCUGCAAUUAUGGUUCUGUCAUGCCUUCCUGGUUUGACAUUCAUGAGAUACCUGUGACAGCUGAUUCUCCAAAAGAUGAAAAUGGUGUACUUAAAGCAGUUCAGAAUGUGCAUGCAAUGAUAGAUAAGGAGCUAGCUGCAGGCACAAAUCCUAAAAACAUAUUUGUAUGUGGAUUCAGUCAAGGAGGUGCCUUGACCUUGGCAAGUGUUUUGCUAUACCCAAGAACUCUAGGAGGAGGUGCUGUCUUUAGUGGAUGGGUUCCUUUUAAUUCAACCAUGAUAGAACGAAUGCCAGCGGACGCCAAGAAGACACCUAUUUUGUGGUCACAUGGUAUGGUUGACAGAACAGUAUUGUUUGAAGCUGGACAAGCAGGUCCUCCUUUCCUUGAACAAGCUGGUGUAAGUUGCGAGUUUAAGGCUUAUCCUGGUCUGGCUCAUUCCAUAAGCAAUGAGGAAUUGCGGUACCUAGAAUCAUGGAUCAAAACUCGACUUCAGAGUUCUUCGUAGAGGUUUGUCUAGAAUGACAUUGCUGUCUACUGUUAUCAAAGCUCCUUGUGUUUGAGCUGUUAUUGGAUGAUUAAUAUGGAUGAGACUUGAUUUAUCACAUAUUCUUAUGGUAUACAUAACUCUGGAAGGAGGGAGGCCUUUCUUUUAGCUUUUUCAACUUUUGCCCAGUUGUAAUUUAGCAUUAUCAUGAACUUUCUGCAAACACACAAUUAUACUUUUGCUCAUGCAGGAAGCAAAUACUCUUUCCCCCAACAAUCUUUGUGCUUUGGCUAAUGUAAGAAGCACCCUUUUUAUUCUA